Mustela erminea (ermine) is the source of this 2563-nucleotide messenger RNA. It is a transcript of the gene HSF2BP, whose product is annotated as heat shock transcription factor 2 binding protein. The record is from RefSeq and is a predicted model, not a curated record. The coding region runs from base 963 to 2033 and encodes 356 amino acids. Gene Ontology annotation, cellular component: cytosol. Lineage: Eukaryota; Metazoa; Chordata; Mammalia; Carnivora; Mustelidae. The transcript has 9 exons.
AGGGUCAGGUCUCAGUGCAGGGGAUGGCAGGGUCAGGGUCAGGUCUCAGUGCAGGGGAUGGUAGGGACAGGGCCAGAUCUCGGUGAAGGGGAUGACAGGGUCAAUAUCAGGGUCAGGUCUUGCUGCAGGGCAUGACACGGUCAGCGUCAGGUGUCGGGGCAGGGAAUGGCAGGGUCAGCGUCAGGUCGGUGCAGGGGAUGGCAGGGCCAGAGGCAGGUACAAGGACAGAUGCAGGGGAUGAUGGGCUGGUACAGGUCCCGACAUGGAUGUAGGGAUUUAGAGUGUGGUUGUGAGUCUGUUCCCAGGCCUGGACAACGUUCAGGGGACCCUGACGUUGUUGUUGCCGGCCAGUUACAGAAACGGACGAAGUCUUAGUUGUGCAGUAGCCCCGUCCACCUGAUCCACGGGCUGCACCCUACUUUGUAAACUCGGCGGGCAUGCGGGGGCAAGCGAAUGGACGAGGUGGCCUCUUCCAGUUGGUGGUGGGCGUCUCAGCUGCGGCGCCAGCUGGCUGGACUGCCCUCCCUAUCCAGGGCAGACGCGGAGCCCGCUGUCAGAAAGCUUCGGGCCUCGCUAGCGUCGCUCAGAGCCCCGCGAGGGAGCGUGGCCGCCCGCCGUGUGCGGACGGUCCCUUGAAAGCACCGCCCCCGAGCGCAGCGUCCCUUGCCAAGCAGGACAGGUCCGGUUCGACUUCCAUAACUUGCCACUUACACUCGGGUCUCCCUGUCCUUCUACUUUGCAGUUAACGACUUUAAAAAACCCGGGCAAGCCGGGACAGCGCACGUGGGAUCUCGCCCACCGCAACCCUCGUCCGCGGAGCCGAGAACGCCGCUGCUGCUCCGCGAGGUUUGACCCUCGCUGCGCUCCGUUUUCGGCCGCGCGUGGUCGCGUUCCCGCGCUUUCGGCCUGAAGGGUCAGAGGGCGCGGCGCAGGCGCAGGGAGCCGAGGCGGCGGCGGCGGCCAUGGGGGAGGCAGGCGGCGCUGAGGAGGCCUGUCGGCGCGUGGGGGCCCGAGAGGAGUUCGUUAAAGUCCGCAAGAAGGACCUGGAGCGGCUGACGACGGAAGUGAUGCAGAUCCGCGACUUCCUGCCCCGCAUUCUGAACGGGGACGUGCUGGAGAGCUUCCAGAGGCUGAAGAUCGCCCAGAAGAGCCUGGAAAGGAAAGAGCAAGAGGUAGAGCAACUGAGGACAGACUGUGCGCACUUCAGAGCCCGCCUGGAGGCCGUGCAGGCUGACAGCAUGAGAGAGAAGAAGGAGAAGCUCGCUCUUCGACAGCAGCUGAACGAAGCGAGGCAGCAGCUCCUGCAGCAGGCAGAGUACUGCACGGAGAUGGGGGCGGCGGCCUGCACCCUGCUGUGGGGCGUCUCCAGCAGUGAAGACGUGGUCAAGGCCAUUCUGGGAGGAGAGAAAGCUUUGAAGUUUUUCAGCAUCACUGGUCAGACCAUGGAGAGUUUUGUGAAGUCGCUGGAUGGGGAUGUCAAGGAGCCGGAUUCUGAUGAGAAUCAGUUUGUGUUUGCUCUGGCUGGGAUCGUGACAAAUGUGGCCGCCAUUGCGUGUGGUCGAGAAUUCUUGGUUAACUCAAGCCGGGCUCUGUUGGACACCGUGCUGCAGCUUCUGGGGGACCUGAGGCCGGGACAGUGCACCAAACUCAAAGUGUACGCUGGACGGUUACUGCUGAUGUCCCUGUACAACGUGAGCAUCAACCUGAAAGGCUUGAAGUACAUCAGCGAGAGCCCAGGAUUCAUCCCGCUGCUCUGGUGGCUUUUGAGUGGGCAGAGGCCUACGGACUCUGGAAACACAGUAGGGAGGACGGGGUGUCUUCGAAUUUAUGGACCCGGACACAGAGGUGUGUCUCCACGCGCUGCGACUCGUCCAGUCUGUGGUCCUGGAGCCGGAAGUCUUCUCCAAGUCGGCCUCCGAGUUCCGGAGCUCCCUGCCCCUGCAGCGCAUCGUGGCCAUGGCCAAGAGCCGCAACCCGCACCUGCAGACCGUGGCCCAGGAGCUCCUGGAGGACCUCCGCGCCCUGGAGUGUGACGUGUAGGGGCGCUCGGUGUGUCCCUUCCCCUCCCCCAGGCCCCCACUUUGUGUUCCGAAACCGUCACCGCGCGCCAUGUGUUAUGGACGGUAGAAUGUGAGCGACUCGAGAGGGACGUGACUGCGUAUGUACCCACACCGCUUCCUCCUGCGAGCGGCAGUGCCCGCGGGCGGCUGCUGGACCCGGCCAGGGGGCAGCUGCGGAAGACCCAUCCUUCUGGCGAGGCCCACGCCCAGGACCUGGAGGAGGGCCGUCUUUGAGCGGCUCCCGCUGCUCAGGGGACCUCCCGAGACCUCUGGGUUCCCCUGCACGAAGGGGAUGAAAUAGUCACGUGCCCCGCUGGUCAGCAUGUUCCUGGGAUACAUGUUUUGAAAAACAAUUCAUUCUCUCUCUAGUAGUGAUAAUUGAUUCCCUAAAAUGCAAGUUCACCUUUAAGCCUUUCGGUGAACUUGCUAGUUCAGGUGACAUUGGACGUUUCAGUUCUGUUUUUUGUGCCUGUUUUACUUUUGAAUAAAGAAAGCCAGAAGAG